GCAACUGCCGGUCACGUUCCUAGGUGGGAAACCUCUAUUAGCCAACCUGUUCCCCAAAAUCUUAACCCAAAGCUCUCCAUUCACACUCCCAAAAAACCAAACAGUCUCUCUCUGUCUCUCUCUCUCUCUCUCUCUCUGUGUGUAAUAAAAUUAAACUAGUUCGAAUGAAGAAUAUGUGCUGCUGAUCAAGUCGAUGGACAAGAGAGAGGAGCUGAAGACCGAGAAUUCAAUGGCAAAUUCGACAUUUUCCGAUGAGAUUCCGAGCAGUUUUCCUUUGUCGAGCAUCUUUGACAUGCCAUGUAUGGAGAGUGAUCAUCAUCAAAAGGGGUUGUCUUUAGGCUACAUGGACAUGCUGGGCAUCCAAGACUUUGAUAGCCCAUCUUUAUUCGAUUUGUUUCCAGCGCCGAUGAUGCCUCAGCCUCCGGAACCUCAGCAAACGCUUGUUCCCUCGCCGGCCUCGACGCUCCCCGAGUCUUCCGAGGUGGUGAACACUCCGGCGACACCCAACUCGUCGUCGAUUUCUUCUUAUUCCAAUGAAGCAGCGAAUGAGGAACAAACUAAGGCUGGUGGAGAAGAGGAGGACCAGGACCAAGAAAAGACUAAGAAACAGUUGAAACCCAAAAAGAAGAAUCAAAAAAGGCAAAGAGAGCCGAGAUUUGCAUUCAUGACAAAGAGCGAGGUUGAUCAUCUGGAUGAUGGGUAUAGAUGGAGAAAGUACGGCCAGAAAGCUGUGAAGAACAGCCCUUAUCCCAGGAGCUACUACCGUUGCACCACUGCUGGAUGUGGCGUAAAGAAGCGAGUGGAGCGUUCCUGCGACGACCCUUCGACUGUGGUGACGACCUAUGAAGGACAGCACUCUCAUCCGUGCCCGGUGACGCCACGUGGAAACAUAGGAAUUUCGGCAGAAUCCGCUGGCUUCGGUGUCUUGGGUUCGCCGUUUGUUGUUCCACAGCCGCAGUAUCAACAGCCUAAUUAUAUGUAUAGCUCACAGCCGCCUUUGAAUGUUGGCGCAACUAAUUUGAAUCCCUCGUUUCAUAGUUUUGUUCGAGAGAGACGUUUUGGCACAUCUCCCGAAGCUUUGCUUAGAGACCAUGGACUUCUUCAGGACAUCGUGCCGUCGCAGAUGCGAAAGGAUCAGCCGAAAGAGGAGUAGAUUAAUGGUUAAUUUUUAUCUUUUAAUGGUAUGUAAUUCCCUCUCUUACUCACUCAUCUGGGUUUUGUCUUUAGAGACGAACCCACUUAAUUCACCAUUUCAUAUAGACCUUUUGGAUUACCACUGUAAAAUGACUAGCUAGCCUUUAGUCUUUGGAGGGACUCGUUUCUUUUUUUCUUUUUUGUGUUAUUCUUUGUACUAAUAAAUUAUUCAAAUAUGGAUCGAGAUAUUAAUGGGGUUUGUA
Alnus glutinosa is the source of this 1397-nucleotide messenger RNA. Its product is annotated as probable WRKY transcription factor 48. Gene Ontology annotation, molecular function: DNA-binding transcription factor activity; sequence-specific DNA binding. Gene Ontology annotation, biological process: regulation of DNA-templated transcription. NCBI's taxonomy places the organism in Eukaryota, Viridiplantae, Streptophyta, Magnoliopsida, Fagales, Betulaceae. The record is from RefSeq and is a predicted model, not a curated record. The transcript has 3 exons. Bases 194 to 1153 code for a protein of 319 amino acids.